Messenger RNA from Beta vulgaris subsp. vulgaris (sugar beet), 690 nucleotides. Its product is annotated as agamous-like MADS-box protein AGL80. The transcript has a single exon. Gene Ontology annotation, biological process: positive regulation of transcription by RNA polymerase II. Gene Ontology annotation, molecular function: DNA-binding transcription factor activity, RNA polymerase II-specific; RNA polymerase II cis-regulatory region sequence-specific DNA binding; protein dimerization activity. NCBI's taxonomy places the organism in Eukaryota, Viridiplantae, Streptophyta, Magnoliopsida, Caryophyllales, Amaranthaceae. The record is from RefSeq and is a predicted model, not a curated record. The coding region runs from base 10 to 690 and encodes 226 amino acids.
AUACUAGAAAUGGCGAGAAAGAAAGUGAAGCUAGAGUAUAUAGAAAAUGACUCUUCUAGGAGAGUGACAUACAAGAAAAGAGUGAAAGGGAUAGUAAAAAAGACUCAAGAACUAAGUGUCUUGUGCGGUGUAGAUGCUUGUACAAUCAUCUAUGGGCCUUAUGACCAAGCUCCAGUGGUGUGGCCUUCUUCAGAGGUAGAGGCAAAGAGAAUCAUCUCCAACUUCAAGAGAAAGCCAGAGGUUGAUCAAUCUCAGAGGCGAUUCAAUCAGGAGACUUUUCUCAAGCAAAGUGUAAUCAAGGCAGAGGAAAGGUUGUUGAAGCUUCAAAGAAAGAAUCGUGAGAUUGAAAUGGAGAAUGUGAUAAGUGACAUUUUGCUUGGGAAACCGAUACAACAAGUUGCACUUGAAGUUUUUGAUGACCUAAUUUGGGUGAUCGAUGAUAAGUUAAGGACUAUCCAACAUCGUAUUAGAGUAACUGGUGGAGGUGAUAAUAAUAAUAACAAUAACAAUAACAAUAAUAAUAAUAAUCCACCUCCUAAUGUGAAUGUUCCUUCUCAUGAUGUCGGUACUUCCCGUGCUUCCCCUAACCAAGGUGAUGAUUGUGAGAUGAUGGAAGGGAUUAAUGAUGUCAUGGAUCAUACUCCAACUAGACAAAUGCAAGCCGGUCUAUCCCAAAAUCUAUAUGGAUGA